CACAAACCAUACCUAAGUACCUAAUAGCCUAACAGUGGCGCUUUUUCGAAUUUCACACCUUCCAUCCUUCCUGGCAUCGUCUACUAUCUCCUCAAUCCUUCUUUUCGUUCCCUCCACCUCAACCCUCAACCACCACCACCAACUACUGGCUCAAUUCCAGAAGCAAAUCUCGUCUUUACGAUUUGCUCUGGUCUUGGCCGUCCGCUCCUUUGAUAAUUCUUUCAAUUCCAUUAUUCAACCUCCUCUCUAUCAUUAUCUGGGUUGUUUUUGCAGGUUAAUCUGUCAAGAGGGAAACUAGAGCAACAGUACCAUUCACCGUUGCCUGAUUUCAACCAUCAGCGAGACAAUCAAUUCCGCCUCGCGCCAAUAACGAGGUACGACUUUGUUAUUGAGAGCCAAUUUGCUCGAUAGCCUAGCCGUCUUUACCGUUGUUGUUGGUAAGAAAACUGACCUUGAACCUGCUUCCUAGGCGUUUCCCCGGAUUCCGAUCUCGCGCAUCGCCAAAUUGUCAUGUCCAAAUAGUCUGUCAGAUCCCGACGUCUUCCGGCCGGUAUAAUACUCGGAAGAUACUCUAUGGUAUUCCUUCAUAUUUAAUUUCUCCGUUUGUUGCCGCGGAGCGGCUUGAUGGAAGAUGGCCACCGCAAUUGCCGCCAAUCGUCCGUCCGAAACCGUUAUGAUGAGCGAUAUGAACGACGUCGCCUCACCACGCCAGCUCCGUAUCACAGCGCCUCAAGAUGGCGACAGAAUCGAUCCGGAUGUUCCUAGUCCGCAGCCUUCUCCGCGCAUCAAUCUACCUUUGCCCCCGCCGAACCCACCUUUCGUUUUCCCGGCUCAACCGUCUUCCGCGCCUUCGUCUUUCUCUAGAGCCACCGGCCGACGACCUCAAUCAGCCAUAGAGAUUCCAGGGCGAGCUUCAGAUUUUUCUAGAGCGAGCAAUUCCCCGUCUCGAUCGCCUGGAUUACCGGAUUUUAGUUUCAACCCAGCCGCUAGUCUCAGCCCGAAUGUUGCGGACCAACCCUCUAGAUCUCCAGCACUACCGGAUUUCUCGUUCAACCCGGGCGCGGCUCUUGGCCCUGAUGAGUCGUUGCUUAGCCCUCCACUCUCGCCACAGUCGCCAAUGAUACCAAAUCGCAAUGGACAUCGACGAGGUGGAAGUGAGUUUGUAGGUGGCAAACUUAGGUCAGGGGGCUCAAUUACCGUUAUGAAUACGAGCCCAACAAGGUCUGAAAGCGGUUUUGCGUCACCUAAGUUGUCCCCAGCAGAUCCACCUCCGAGAAGGGGACACGCUCAUCGUCGAUCCGGCGCGAUCUCUAGCCAUGAUCUAACCAUGAUACUCAAGCCAAAUCCAACUUCGCUGAGGGGCAGUAGUGCGCCUACUAGUCCAGCCGAUGUUGAUGACAGAUUUCGAAAUUUCCCCGAUUCUAAAGCUGAGCCUACGAAGUCCGAGCCAGUUCCACAGCAGGCAAACGAGAAGGCCGUUCAGGAGACGGGUGCACAACAUACAUCGCAGUCGAAUCCGUCACCGACGUACGCCCCUCGUUCCCGUGUUGGGUUUUCCGACACACUUGAGUUCAUUCCGCGUCCGCUCUCCUUGGUUUCGACUGAUACGUCAAGCACCAUGACAGUUCGACCUGGCCACAAAGUCUCGGGAAGUAUCUCGUCUAUUAUUUCAGCGAACACAGCAGUCACGGAUCGUGACCCGCAGAGCCUGGUUGGGUCUCCUGCUUCUCGUGCAAAGAAUGAUUCGCGCCCCAGCACUGCAGGUGCUGUACUGGAACGUACCCCAAGCCUUCGUGUGCUCAAUGAAGACUCCACAUCACCUCGAAGACGAAAUUCGAUCCCAUUAUUAGAAGCACUUCCUAAGAGUGACACCGAGUCGCCCGCAAGUCCUAGUCCCUCGAAGACCCCUAGGAGAUGGUCGUUCUUCGGCUUGGAGCCUUUCUCAGCUGCUAGCUCGCCGACGAAGAUUAGGCCACUCAGUUCUAGUUCGUUCAAUACUGCGGAUAAGAACGCAAAACCAGCAGAUCUAUCAGCAGACUCCAAACACGAGGUAAAGCUGGACGAUGGAAAAUUUCGUUCAGAUGGCAAGAAGGUUUCGGGGAGGAAAAAGAGGCAGAAGAAGGUCAAGUCGUGGGCUGGUUCUAUUCUUACACGAAAGUCCAAAUUGCGACCUCAAAAAUCAAAACCAAUCCGCCGUCGUUCUCAAACUUCAACUCCCGAGAUUAGAGAUCGAGACGAUGAUCAUGCAGCGCCUGACGCUCCUGUAGCUCCUUUGGUUACAAUCACUGAGCCCGCUCAAUCGGAAACCGAUCCAGGCACUACAAAGCCUGUUCGAUCGUAUGACGAUGACACACCUUACCCCAUGAUUGAUCUAGACGCCGCUCUAGGUCCUUUCAACACUCCCUCCACCCGUGAUCCUCAGUGGGAAGAGGCUCAGAAGGCCGGUGCCCCACCAAAGCGCCAGCUCCACAGUGCCGCCGGCAUGAGAGGCUUCAGUGGUCCAGGAAUGCAUUAUCACCGCCGCGCUGAAAGUGCCCCCGAAAUGCCUCCUUUCGAAGCGGCGCGUUUUGGUAUACAUCGAUUCGGCAGCUCCUCGACCAUGGCCGAUGUAUUUGAGGAAGAUGAAGAAGACGAGGAAGAAGACCCAAAUGCCCAGACUCCGUCCGAAGAUUCGGGCAACGACGCCCGAGAUGGUUCUGCUGAUGAAUUCGAGUCCACGUCCAGUAGCGAGGAUGGUGCGGCUUCGACUCCUACGCAGGAACGUGAACCUAGUAAAGUUGGCCCAAAGGACGUUCUGCAAAAUCUUGCCUCGAUCAAGCGCAAGGGUAGUGGAUCGAGCCUGGAUAUGCAGCGGCCGGGAUCUCGAAUGAGAACUGAGAAUCUCAGCGGCCUUCGCGAGGAAAUCAUUGCGGAGGAGCCCAGCUAUGUUACUUUCAGGCGUGACUUCAACAUUCAGGCCGCUGCCUCAGAUGCCUCCAAUUCUGAAGCACCAUCUCCUCGUAUGAUUCCUAGCAACGAGUUGGAUCAACUUGAGUUGCAUCCAGUCGCAGUUCCUAGCUCCUCGACCACACCUAACACCCCAUUUUCGCCGGGUUACUCUUCUUCCUUCCCGUCACCUCGUUCGGCUAUGUCAUGCGACGCUAACAGAAUCUCAACUGCGCCAUCUUCGUUCACAGAUGAGAACAAUUACCAUGCACUGCUAAUGGGCGAACCUGGUCCUGAAUUGGUACGAAUCUCGGUUGACGUUCCGUCCCUGACGAGUAGCAAUUCAACUAUGACGCGAGAGAGUUCGUCAAUUCCCGGCGUUCGACCUAGGAACAUGCCUUUCCACGAUCAAAGGCCUGCUUCUUUGACAUCUGCGGCCUUCGGCCGCCGAAGGUCGAGCCUGGUUAGUCUUAGCCGGCUAAUCAGCAGUGCUCACGGAGAGCGAAGUAAACUAAGCAUGGAGGUCUCUUGCGAGUCUGAGCCAGAGAAGAAGCCCAAGGUCAGCAAAUCCAAGCGCCUUAGCAGGAUGAUGCAGUUUUUCAAGCCGAGAUCGGCGAGUCAAUCUUAGAAAGCAUCUCGACAUUCCUUUCUAGCUAGACAUUUCUAUCCAUACAUCCACACGCAAACCAGACACAGGCAAGGUAGACAAGAAGCAGCUAUCAGCUGGACUCCCACUCUAGUCUAUCAUUGACAACUCCGAUGAAGUUUAUGUAAUAUCACGCAUUUCCCGUUAACUGCACGAAGCCGAAUCUCUCCCAAACGGGGCGGCUCCUUGACGGCAUUUUAAGGGCCAUCUCGCUCACGACUCCUGUGCGGAUAUGAG
Molecule: messenger RNA, 3808 nt
Organism: Hypoxylon trugodes
Lineage: Eukaryota; Fungi; Ascomycota; Sordariomycetes; Xylariales; Hypoxylaceae
Exons: 1
Coding region: 632-3553 (973 amino acids)
Source: RefSeq, a predicted model, not a curated record